Molecule: messenger RNA, 498 nt
Organism: Trichoderma gamsii
Lineage: Eukaryota; Fungi; Ascomycota; Sordariomycetes; Hypocreales; Hypocreaceae
Product: 60S ribosomal protein L12
Exons: 5
Coding region: 1-498 (165 amino acids)
Biological process (GO): translation
Cellular component (GO): cytosolic large ribosomal subunit; ribosome
Molecular function (GO): structural constituent of ribosome; large ribosomal subunit rRNA binding
Source: RefSeq, a predicted model, not a curated record
AUGCCUCCCAAGCACGAUCCCAAUGAGGUGAAGGUCAUCCACCUCCGUGCCACCGGUGGUGAGGUUGGUGCCUCUUCGGCCCUUGCCCCUAAGAUCGGUCCUCUUGGUCUCUCCCCCAAGAAGGUCGGCGAAGAUAUCGCCAAGGCUACCGGUGACUGGAAAGGUCUCCGUGUCACCGUCAAGUUGACCAUCCAGAACCGUCAGGCUGCUGUCUCUGUUGUUCCCACUGCCUCUUCUCUCAUCAUCAAGGCCCUCAAGGAGCCCCCGCGUGACCGCAAGAAGGAGAAGAACAUCAAGCACAACAAGUCCAUCGCCAUUGACGAGGUCAUCGAGAUUGCCCGCACCAUGCGCUACAAGUCCUUCGCCAAGGACCUGAAGGGUGGUGUCAAGGAGAUCCUGGGAACUGCUUACUCUGUCGGCUGCCAGGUUGACGGCAAGCCCCCUCAGUCCGUUAUCGAGGCCAUCGACAACGGCGAGAUUGAGAUUCCUGAGGAGUAA